Molecule: messenger RNA, 804 nt
Organism: Diachasma alloeum
Lineage: Eukaryota; Metazoa; Arthropoda; Insecta; Hymenoptera; Braconidae
Product: insulin-like growth factor-binding protein-related protein 1
Exons: 4
Coding region: 1-804 (267 amino acids)
Biological process (GO): regulation of cell growth; regulation of signal transduction
Cellular component (GO): extracellular region
Molecular function (GO): insulin-like growth factor binding
Source: RefSeq, a predicted model, not a curated record
AUGACCUAUUCCACUCCAUUUAUCAUCGCAUUUCUGUCUCUCAGUUUGUGGUUGUGCACUGAAAUUUGCGCUGGCGAUACAAUUAGCAAUGUUAUGGGCCCGAAAGACUGCGGUGAAUGUGAAUUGUACAGGUGCCUGGAUAAUGCCUCAAGAUGUCUCCUGGGAUCCGUCGCGGACCCCUGCGAGUGCUGUCCGGCUGGUAGAUGCGCUAAACUCGAAGGUGAGAGCUGUUGGAAUGCCAGUAUCAGCAGUCUCGAUCCCAAAAGACGAAAGGACGGCUUUUGCGCUACAAAUUAUCUCUGUCAAUUGAGAAAUGAUCUUCUUGACGAGGACGAGCCAGAGGCGGUUUGCGUGUGCAUGGAGCAGAGCCCGGCGUGUGGAAGUAACAAUGAGACUUAUUCGACACCCUGCGCUCUUCAUGAGGAAGCGAUGCGGCUUAGGAAGGCUUCACUCAAGCUCAAACACCUCGGGCCGUGUCCCAGCCGUCCGUGGAUUUUCUCACCACUGAGGGAUACUGCUGCUCCCUUCGGUCAACGAGUCGCAUUCAAUUGUGAAGCCAAGGGCUUCCCCGUCCCGGAUAUUUCCUGGGAAUUUCGCUCGGCUACUGAUGGCAUUGUUCUCAAAUUACCAAAUGAAGAGCACGGGGGAACAGUGCACACAACCGACGGCCCCGAGAAUCUGAUGAAAACAUCCUGGAUGCAAGUUUCAUCAGUCAUGAGACAACACACUGGAACGUACCAGUGCAUUGCUAACAACACACUGGGACGUGCAAGCUCAGCCGCCUUUCUGUCCGUCAUGAUGUAA